CAUUGGUGACCCCGACGUGAGCAAUGGAUUCAGAUGGAAUUAAACAGCUGGCAGAUGCUAUCAGACAACAAACCCUGGACAUAUAUCAAGGUUCUACAGUGCAAACAAUAUCAGCUGUUUCAUUUAAAGCACCACCAUUUUGGAACACAAACGCAUCUGCUUGGUUUUUACGUCUGGAAUCAUCCUUUGCAACACACCAGCCAGCCAUUACAAAUGACUUGACUAAAUUUCAUCAUGUAGUGCAACUCCUGGACUCAUCAACCUCCAGACGUGUUCAGUCAGUAAUUGAGAGACCACCUCAGACAGGAAAGUAUGAAGCACUAAAGCAUGCACUGUUAGAAGCCUAUGAAGCCACACAAUACCAAAAGGAUACAGCAUUACUUAAUAUAAAUGGUCUAGGAGACAAACGACCUACGGAACUAUUGAUGCAUAUGCGCUCUUUAAAUGCAGAUCCAAGCACACUUUUUCGCACAUUAUUCAUCAAGCAGAUGCCAACAGAAGUGAGACGGAUUCUUGCACAAUCACCAGAAGUUGAUCUCGACACCUUAGCUAAAAUGGCUGAUCGGAUUUUAGAAGUAGACCCUCUCACCCCUUCUUCAAUUUCUGUGACUACCACAGUGCCUGAAGAAAAUCUUACAACAAUAACUGAUACAGAAAUAAACGCCAUGAAAUCUCAGCACCAAGGAACUGGCACUAUCAAGUUCAAAUUAUGUAAAUAUCAUUCAUGGUUUGGACAUAAAGCCAGGAAAUGUGAACAAAUCAUCGAUGGUUGUCCUUGUCCAAUGUCUACACGAAGACAACAGGGAAACGACAAAGCCAGCAGAAAUUAGUGAGCACUGCUGGUCU
Messenger RNA from Lingula anatina, 846 nucleotides. RefSeq lists its product as uncharacterized. The record is from RefSeq and is a predicted model, not a curated record. NCBI's taxonomy places the organism in Eukaryota, Metazoa, Brachiopoda, Lingulata, Lingulida, Lingulidae.